Molecule: messenger RNA, 777 nt
Organism: Sitodiplosis mosellana (orange wheat blossom midge)
Lineage: Eukaryota; Metazoa; Arthropoda; Insecta; Diptera; Cecidomyiidae
Product: nucleolar protein 16
Exons: 3
Coding region: 139-720 (193 amino acids)
Biological process (GO): ribosomal large subunit biogenesis
Cellular component (GO): nucleolus
Source: RefSeq, a predicted model, not a curated record
UUAGUAGACUCGUGACUGACAUAUCAGCGUGUUGCUGUUUACUAUACCACGUUAUUUUUGGAAUUUGAAAGCCAUCAAUUCUGAAUCCAAAUUUUAUAGAUUUCAUUUACACUAAAAUCGUUUUCAAGUUCAUCAAAAAUGCCUCGACUGCAUAAAUUGAGAAAAGCAAAGAAAUUUCGUUACAAUGUGAAUCGUAAACGAUUGAAUAAAAAAAAAAUAAGCACCGGACAAAUAAAAUGUCUGGUGUGGGAAGAUCGAAAAACGAUAACAUCCAAUUUGAAGGAGAUAGGCUUGGGUUGGGAUCCAAAUAAAGUGAUUAAAAUAACGAAUGCACAUGAUGAACGUGUACGAAUGAUUAAGAAGAUGCAUGGAUUCAUCGAAGAAGAUAAUGAUAGCGCCGAGCCACAGCCGAUCAAAAGACCAAAAGGAUUCGUAAUGGAACAAAUGGAAGCUGAAGCAAAUGCUCUGCGCGAAUCAAAUUUCAGAUUGCCGAAAGGAUUGAUUGCAUCGCUCAGCUAUUUCUUGGACAAACACAAGUUAAACUAUAAGGCGAUGGUAAUGGACAAGAAGAACUACGACCAAUGGACAUGGAAACAAUUUCGAGCGAAGUGCCGAAAAUUCAUGUCCAUUCCAGAACAAUUUGAUGUUUAUCUUCAGAGCAGGAGCUUAGAUAAGAAUUCUUUGGAUUGGACGGAGUAUGAAUCAGACAGUGAAAUAUGAUUGUUCUAUCAACUUUGAUUCAAUAAAAAUAAAUAGAAGAUUUAAUAAAACCCUGGA